UGUACUUGUAAAACCUCCGGUUAUAACCUCAAAUUGUAUGUGCAAAAAGCGCUCGUUUAUUGAUUGCAAUAAACACCGAUGCAUUUGUUCUAAGUGUUUUUGUUUUCGUUUACCAUAAAAAAAAAAACAAAAGCAUGUUCAAUCAAAGCCCAUUUGGCCAGACGGCCGCGCAGAGUGUCCCGAAUCCGAUGAAGGAUUACGAGGUAACAUCACCGCCGGACGAUUCAAUAAGUUGUUUAUCUUUUUCGCCCGCAACAAUUCCGCAAAACUUCUUGAUCGCUGGAAGUUGGGACAACCAUGUACGUUGCUGGGAAGUGGAACAGACUGGAAGGACCAUUCCCAAAUCCAUGCAAACCUGUGGAGGACCAGUAUUAGAUGUCUGCUGGAGUGAUGAUGGCACAAAGGUUUUCAUGGCUGGUUGUGAUAAACAAGCCAAGGCCUGGGAUUUGGGCAGUAAUCAGGUUGUCCAAGUAGCAGCACAUGAUGCUCCAAUUAAGACAUGCCAUUGGAUCAAAGCUCCAAAUUACAGUUGUCUGAUGACUGGAUCAUGGGACAAAACUCUGAAAUUCUGGGACACACGUUCACCAAAUCCAAUUUUAAGUCUUAAUCUACCAGAUAGGUGUUAUUGUGCUGAUGUUGAUUAUCCAAUGGCUGUCGUUGGGACUGCAGGAAGACAAAUUAUUAUUUAUCAGUUGGAAGGAAAACCUGAAGAAUAUAAAAGGACAGAGAGUCCACUGAAGUAUCAACAUAGAUGUGUUGCAAUUUUUAAGGAUAAAAAGAAAGUUCCCACUGGAUAUGCGCUUGGUUCAGUGGAGGGUCGUGUAGCAAUUCAGUACGUAAACCCAACGAGUCCCAAAGAUAAUUUCACAUUCAAAUGCCACCGAUCCACCGGUGCCCUAAAUGGAUUCCAAGAUAUUUACGCGGUGAACGACAUCGCAUUCCACUCAGUUCAUGGUACAUUGGCAACAGUCGGUUCGGACGGCACCUUCAGCUUUUGGGAUAAGGAUGCUCGCACCAAGUUGAAACCGUCGGAAGCGAUGGAACAACCUAUCACCAGAUGCGCAUUCAACAACAGCGGCCAGAUAUUCGCAUACGCUGUGAGCUACGACUGGAGCAAAGGCCACGAAUUCUACAACACCUCUAAAAAGAAUUACAUAUUUUUGCGAUCCUGCUACGAUGAAUUGAAACCACGAUCUUCACCAUAAUGAUUUAUUAGUUUUUAAAUUACUUUAUCGCUUUCUUUUUACAAAUAAAAGUUUUCAUUUUAAC
Molecule: messenger RNA, 1269 nt
Organism: Nicrophorus vespilloides
Lineage: Eukaryota; Metazoa; Arthropoda; Insecta; Coleoptera; Silphidae
Gene: Rae1
Product: mRNA export factor
Exons: 3
Coding region: 135-1205 (356 amino acids)
Biological process (GO): RNA export from nucleus; transcription-dependent tethering of RNA polymerase II gene DNA at nuclear periphery
Cellular component (GO): nuclear pore
Molecular function (GO): ubiquitin binding; RNA binding
Source: RefSeq, a predicted model, not a curated record